Messenger RNA from Caenorhabditis elegans, 769 nucleotides. RefSeq lists its product as uncharacterized. Bases 36 to 470 code for a protein of 144 amino acids. The record is from RefSeq and is marked reviewed. The transcript is spliced from 4 exons. NCBI's taxonomy places the organism in Eukaryota, Metazoa, Nematoda, Chromadorea, Rhabditida, Rhabditidae.
AGAAUAGACAGUCAGUUAUCCAUAUCCUUUCAAUCAUGUCUCUCAUCCGUCACGCUCUGCUCGUCUCUAUUAUAUUAACUGUAAUUCCAGCACAAUUCAAUAUUCCAUUACCGUUUGGUGGUAUUUCAUUGAAUAAAAAUAAAAAUGGAGAGCUGGAAAUUGGCGGAAAUCAAAACUUCAAUUUGUUUGGUUGGGGAGCAAAUCGAGACUUCAAACUGACGACUGGAAACGGAACGUUCAAAUUAGAUAAAACUGAUGAAGCAAUUCUAAAUGGGUCAACUUACGGAGGCAGCGGCUCAAUUGGUGUUGAUGAAAAAACUGGAAUCGAUAUUGGGCAGAAUCUGACACUUGACGACAAAAAAUUGGUGGGAGGUCUUGGGAAAGAAAUGAACUUUUUGGAAAGUCUUGCCGCACUUUUCAAGCCGGCUGCACAACCAUCCAAAGAGAGGACGGAACUAAAAAAUAUCUGAAAAUAAUUGGAACAUUUGUGUCCUAUGGUCAAGGUCGGCUUCACAAGUAAUGUAACUGUUGUUGAUUUCUAUUCAAUGGGCGGAGUUACUCUUCUUAUCUAUUACAUUUACCACUUUACAAAUGUUUCUUCCUGUAUUACUUUGUUUCUCAUGAUCAUCUCAUUUCUUUGUUUAUGGAUUUCAAUCACUCAUUUCUCAUUUUAUUAAAAGUUCUUUUGAUAAGUUAUUCGAAACAAUUGAGGGUUUUAUGGUUUCUACUUGCUUUUAUCAAUAAUAAAUGAAAACUAUAAAAAUUAUAA